Molecule: messenger RNA, 984 nt
Organism: Lathyrus oleraceus (garden pea)
Lineage: Eukaryota; Viridiplantae; Streptophyta; Magnoliopsida; Fabales; Fabaceae
Source: RefSeq, a predicted model, not a curated record
ACUGAGCCCAAAAAUUAUUUUAUUAUAAAUAUAAACAUACUCAAAGUACGACCACAAAUUAAAUUUGUACACACAACAAUGGCAGAACCAGAUCAAGCAAGACCAUUAGCUUCAGUUAGAGUCCACCCAAGAAGCGAUUAUGAAGAAAAAGCUCUCAAAAAAAUGAACCAUAGAAGAAACCUCAAGUUAUGUGGUUGUGUAACAGCAAUUUUACUACUACUUUUAGUCAUAGUAAUUGUCAUCUUAGUAUUCACGGUUUUUAAGGUUAAAGAUCCGACAGUAACAACAAAUGAGAUCCAACUCACAAACUUUGGUCUCAACCUUGUUCAACUUCCAACACCUCAAGUUAAGAUCAACAUGACCAUGUUAGUAAACAUGUCUAUUAAGAAUUCUAAUAGAGCAUCCUUUAAGGUUGGGAAUAGCACAACAUUGGUGUACUAUCGCGGUAUAUCGGUAGCAGACGCGGUGAUACCGGCGGGACUUGUGAUCAAGGCGCGGAAGACGUCGGGGUUGAAUGUUACGGUGGAUGUUAUGGCUGACCGCCUCGCCUCUAGUCCGGAUUUGCAGAGAUGUGCUUCAAGGAAAGAUGAUAAUGAAUACUUAUUCGGUGAUUCCGGGGAGAGUAAAGAUUUUGUUUAUUAAGAAACAUGUUGAGGUGAAGAUGAAUUGUACUAUGACGAUUGAUAUUUCAAAGAGAGGAAUUCAGGACAUGAAUUGUAAACAUAAGGUGAAACUUUAGAGAUGGAGUUUGAAUGUUUUUGUUUUUGUGUUUUUGUGGGGACCUAUGCUAGAAUUCUUUAUUUUAUUUUAUUUUUUUAGAAUUUUGUAAGAGAUUUAUGGCCAUAGCCCAUAGGUAAGCCUAUAGAUUUAUGUGUUGAAAUAAAUAACGAUAGCAGCAGACUGUGUAGAUUAUCUUUAGUCAUACUUUUACACUAAUUAUAUGUUUUUAAUUUGACAUAAUAUUUAGUUGAUUGUUGUUUUUUA